Protopterus annectens (West African lungfish) is the source of this 1920-nucleotide messenger RNA. RefSeq names its product fatty acyl-CoA hydrolase precursor, medium chain-like. Bases 136 to 1806 code for a protein of 556 amino acids. The transcript is spliced from 13 exons. Lineage: Eukaryota; Metazoa; Chordata; Ceratodontiformes; Protopteridae. The record is from RefSeq and is a predicted model, not a curated record.
CCCACAUGGCUUUACUGCUAAAUAAUUCAGAGCUGUUCCUGACAGGCAACCUUAUUCCUUUUGGUUUGUUCACAGGAACUGAAGGAAAGAGAAAAACUGUUUAUCAUAUUAAGAAGCUGGUGUUCUUGGAACAAAAUGAAACUAUCUGUGCUGUUUCUGCUCAUUUGUUUAUAUGAUGGAACUGACAGCAAAAAGGAUCAUCCAGUUGUUACCACUAAAUAUGGACAGCUGAAGGGAAAACGUCUUGAAGUAAAGGGAAUUGAUGAUGCCGUGUAUGCUUAUAUAAGCAUUCCAUUUGCAAAGCCACCUGUUGGACCACUGAGAUUUUCUCCACCUCAGAAUCCUGAACCUUGGGAAGGAGUGAGAGAUGCUAGUGUUUCCUACCCACCAGUGUGUGUACAAGACAGGAACCAUUUAGAAGGCAUAUUUAAGCUAGUAAAUGUGCAGUUGCCUUCAGUUGAGAUGAAUGAAGACUGUCUGUACUUAGAUGUGUACACUCCUGUACAGCCAGAUGAGACUGCUAACCUACCGGUAAUGGUAUUCAUCCACGGAGGAGCACUAGUGACUGGCGGCACAUUCUUAACAGACGGAUCACCUCUCGCAGCCUAUGAGAAUGUAGUGGUUGUAAUAAUCCAAUAUAGACUUGGCAUCCUAGGAUUUUUCAGCACUGGUGAUGAACAUGCUCGUGGAAAUUGGGGUCUCCUAGAUCAAGUUGCUUCUCUACGGUGGGUACAAGAGAACAUCAGGAGCUUUGGAGGUGACCCAGAUUCUGUUACCAUUUUUGGAGAGUCAGCAGGAGCAUUCAGUGUUUCAAUGCAGAUUCUGUCUCCUUUGUCUAAGGGCCUUUUUCACAAGGCAAUUUCUGAAAGUGGAACAGCAAUUCUUCCUGGAUUGUUCACUGCCUAUCCACAGUCAAUUGCAAAGAUCAUUGCUAAUGCUUCUGACUGUGACUCAUCGGACUCUGCAUCCAUGGUUGAGUGUCUACGAAAGAAAAGUGGAGAAGAAAUCAUAAAUGCUGCGGUUUUAGCGAAUGUUAUAGCACCAGCAGUUGUAGAUGGAGUUUUCUUAACAAAAACACCCGAGGAACUUCUUCUAGCUGAAGAAUUCAACAGUGUCCCUUAUUUGCUAGGAGUUAACAACCAUGAGGCUGGGUGGCUUAUUCCUAAUCUAAUGCUUCAGCCUGGCUGGCAACAUGGAAUAGACCGUCCAACAAUAGACGCCACAAUAGAAUAUUAUUCCAUGGCAAUGGGAGCAGGCAAUAAACUUGUGCCAUUUAUAGAUGGGGAGUACUUCAAAGAUAUAGAGGACCCACCUGUGCUACGUGACCGUCUCCUUGAAAUGCUAGGAGAUAUGCUUAUGGUAAUCCCAACAGUUAGAGUUGCUAAUCAUCACAGAGAUGCUGGCUACCCUGUGUAUUUGUAUGAAUUUCAGCACCGCCCCAGUAUUUAUAAAGACAUCAAACCAGAUUUUGUAAAAUCUGAUCAUGCAGAUGACCUGAUAUUUGUUUUUGGCAACAUGUUCUCCAACAGCGAAAUUGCCAUGGCUGAAAACGUAACUGAAGAAGAAAAAACAUUAAGUAGAACAGUUAUGAAAUACUGGUCCAACUUUGCUUACAAAGGAUUUCCCAAUGGUAAAGGAUUGCUAGAAUGGCCUCUUUAUGAUUCCAAAGAAAAAUACAUGGAGCUUGAUAUAAAACAAAACAUAGCAAGUCACUAUAAGGAGAACAGAGUGACAUUUUGGACAAAAACUGUCCCUGAACAGCUAACGAAAGUAGCAGAACAAUCCACUGAACACACUGAACUAUGAUAUGCUUAAAACAAAUUAAGAGCAGCAAAUGUGUUUUAUAUCCAAUAACAUAGAGAAAGAGCAAAGAAAGAAAAUAAUUACACUGGCACAAAAUAAAACAUAUCUUAUCGGAAA